Vigna unguiculata (cowpea) is the source of this 855-nucleotide messenger RNA. RefSeq names its product olee1-like protein pseudogene. The record is from RefSeq and is a predicted model, not a curated record. Lineage: Eukaryota; Viridiplantae; Streptophyta; Magnoliopsida; Fabales; Fabaceae.
UCUUCAUCUGAAAUAAAACAAUAAACAUUAUUCGCAAUGGCAAAGUUUUCGAUCAUCAUCCUUGCCUCCGCCCUUUGCUUAUUAUCGUUGCUGGGGUCGGCUUGUGCCAAAGACCGAUUCUUUGUAGAGGGAGUUGUUUACUGUGACACAUGUCGUGUUCAGUUCCUGACUAGGAUGUCUGAGUUCUUGGAAGGUGCGACUGUGCGUGUGAUGUGCUCACAAGUUGACAAUGCAAAGAACGUGACAUUCGACAAAGAAACAACGACAAAUGCAUUGGGAGCUUACAAAAUGGAGGUGGACGGAGACCACGAGGAAGACACCUGUGAGGUGACCCUUGUGAAGAGCCCAAGGGCAGAUUGCAGUGAGGUUGACAAAGAGUCUCACCUUGAACAGGCUGCCAGAAUCAGCAUCACCAAGAACAGUGGAAUCGUCUCCAAUCUCCGUCAGCCUAACCCUCUUGGAUUCCUCAAGAAGGAUCGUCUCCCUGGUUGCGCAGACCUCUUCAAAGAGCUUGGAAUCAACGAAGAUGGCACCCCCAUCCCCUAAACAACUCCUUCAAUCCAACCUCUUCAACAAUAUUCAAACCCUUGUUCCUGGAGCAACAAAAUUUUUAAUUAAGUCUAAGUUAGGUCAGAAACAAAUACUACUACUCUAGAUUUGGUAUUUCUCAAAGUCAUCAUAAGUUAUGGCUGCAAAUUUACUCUCAACCAGCAUUCCACCUUGUUCAGUGCACUUUUUCUCCUUUUGAUAGGGAUUGGUGCAAUUUGAGUAAUAAAGAAUAAGAAGAUUUGAUAAACUAAGUUAAAAACAUUAUUUGUAGCAUGGUGAAGUCAAUGAGAAUCUAAGUUAAUAUUU